AUGUCCCCAGUCGCUCAGCCUGUGAACCCAACCUUUGUUGGCGCCAUUGACCAGGGCACCACCAGCACCCGCUUCAUCAUCUUCAACAACCGUGGUGAGGUUGUUGCGGUGCAUCAGAUUGAGUUCGAGCAGAUCUACCCCAACCCCGGAUGGCACGAGCACAACCCCGAGGAGCUUGUUUCCUCCGUAGAGCAGUGCAUUGACGGCGCCGUCGAGGCUUUCGAGAAGCAGGGCCACUCGCGCGACCAGAUCAAGGCCGUUGGCAUCACCAACCAGCGAGAGACCACCGUCGUCUGGGACAAGACCACCGGCAAGGCCCUGCACAAUGCCAUUGUCUGGACCGACACCCGAAGCCAGGACCUCGUCCGCAAGCUCAAGCACCGCCUCGGUUCCAAGGAACUGACUGAGCGCUGCGGUCUCCCUCUAUCUACGUACCCUUCUGCCAGCAAGCUGCUCUGGCUGCUUGAGAACGUCCCCGAGGUCAAGGCUGCCUACGAUAAUGGUGUCCUUGCCUUUGGCACGGUCGACACCUGGCUGGCCUACAAGCUGAACGGUGGAACCGCUCGCGAGAUCUACGUCUCCGAUCCAUCCAAUGCCUCUCGUACGAUGUUCAUGAACCUCGAGACCCUCGACUACGAUGACGAGCUUGUUGACUGGUUCCGCCUUGACAGGGAGAAGAUCAAGCUUCCCAAGAUUGUCAGAUCCUCGGACCCCGAGGCCUACGGAUCCCUCGCCAGCACCUCUCUGAAGGGUAUCAAGAUCACCGGCUGUCUGGGUGACCAGUCCGCUGCUCUGGUCGGCCAGAAGGGCUUCACCCCCGGCCAGGCCAAGAACACAUACGGCACCGGAUGCUUCUUGCUUUACAAUGUUGGUGACAAGCCCGUCAUCUCCACCCACGGCCUCCUGUCCACUGUCGCUUUCGAUUUUGGCCCCGGCAAGAGGAUGUACGCCCUCGAGGGCAGCAUCGCCGUCGCCGGCUCCAGUGUCAAGUUCCUGGUCGACAACCUGGGCUUCAUCGAGUCCUCCUCCAAGCUUAGCGCCCUUGCCGAGACUGUCGAGGACAACGGCGGUGUUACUUUCGUCACUGCGUUCAGCGGUCUGUUCGCCCCGUACUGGAUCGAUGAUGCUCGUGGUACUCUCUUCGGUAUUACUGCCUACACCCAGCGCGGCCACAUCGCCCGUGCCACCCUCGAGGCCACCUGCUUCCAGACCAAGGCCAUCCUGGACUCCAUGGCCAAGGACAGCGGCAAGUCUCUCGCUGAGCUUGCUGUCGAUGGUGGCAUGUGCAACUCUGAUCUCAUUAUGCAGACCCAAUCUGACCUUAUUGGCAUUCCUGUCAACCGGCCGGCAAUGCGCGAGACCACCGCUCUGGGUGCUGCCAUCGCAGCCGGCCUGGCCGUCGGAGUCUGGAGCGACUUCAAGGAGCUGGACGACGUCAACAUCGAUGGCCGAACGCUGUUCAAGCCCCAGAUCGACGCUGCGUCCGCCGACAAGCAAUUCGAGCGAUGGGAGAAGGCAGUCCAGAUGAGCAAGGGCUGGGCCAACUAG
This is a messenger RNA of Clonostachys rhizophaga, 1548 nucleotides long. Lineage: Eukaryota; Fungi; Ascomycota; Sordariomycetes; Hypocreales; Bionectriaceae. The record is from the annotation of a GenBank genome assembly.